CCCAACCUUGAAGCGUUUUUUUACGGAUCUGGCAACUGUCGUGACGUCAAUCUCCUGCGCGCGACUCUAAAAUCAUGGCGGACGAAGUUGAACAGCCCCCGACCACCAACACAGUCGAGGAGCCCCUCGACCUGAUCAGACUCAGUCUGGACGAGCGGAUCUACGUCAAGAUGAGGAACGACCGGGAGCUCCGCGGCCGGCUGCAUGCGUACGAUCAGCACCUCAACAUGAUCCUGGGUGAUGUGGAGGAAACGGUGACCACAGUGGAAAUCGACGAGGAGACCUACGAAGAACUUUACAAGUCCACCAAGAGGAACAUCCCCAUGCUCUUCGUACGGGGGGACGGCGUUGUCCUGGUGGCCCCGCCUCUCCGAGUGGGCUAACCCCGCCCGCCGGGGAGCAGCUGGGAGGGAAACGCAACGCCCCCCUAAAGCUGAACACCUGAGUCUAAAUCAGCCGCACAACCCCUUGCUUCUUUAUUGAGUCUGACGGUGGUAAAAAAUUAUGUUUGGCAAUAAAAGGAGCCACAGCUUGGAAUCAGAGAACUUUCCUCUGGCCAGAACUGUGGUGAAAUCAGGCCACGGUGGAUAUUUGAUUUAAUUUCACUCAGAAAAGCUGUUAAAGAGGCUCAGUUUCAGUUCAGUUGCUGUUUUUGCUCCUGACUCUCCCAGACUAAAUGUCCCGUUGUAGUUUCCUGCUGUAGUAGAGAAACCGAGUAAAUGUAGGGGGGGUUCCUCAUUUGAAAGGUUUUCAAAGUGUUCAUUUUUUUAAAAUAUCUUGUUUAAGCAGUUUUGAUUAAUUUCAGUCCUUUUUAUAUAUAUUUGUUGUCUUUUGUGGGACUAAAUCAAGCAUUCUUUUGUAAAAAAAAAAAUGGCAGAAUAAAAAUGAUGACACAUUUAUGUGGUGUUUAUUGAGUGUUGCCAGGAAAAACACAGUUUACUGAUGAGAACUGAGGACAAAGAGGCUGAAAUGUUGAAACUUAUUGUUUCCACACAUCAAACCAGCUCUCUCCUGGAUGUUUUAACCAAUUAUAUUCUAUUUUCUUUCAAAUGUUCAUAUUCUGGAUUUUACAAAAAAAACUAGUAAAACCUCUAAUCGACUACCUUAAAACAGCAGAAAAGGGUUUGUCUCCAGCUUAAAUGGAAAGUCAACUGAAUUAAAAAAACAGUUUUAAUUGUACCAA
Menidia menidia (Atlantic silverside) is the source of this 1183-nucleotide messenger RNA. The record is from the annotation of a GenBank genome assembly. NCBI's taxonomy places the organism in Eukaryota, Metazoa, Chordata, Actinopteri, Atheriniformes, Atherinopsidae.